CUGCGGCUUCUUGUUUGCCAACUCCACCCCCAACCCCCCACCCCCAGGAAGGUCUGUCUGGCUGUCCUGCUGGCUGGCAGUUCUAAUACAAACUCUCGGCGGACUCUGCGCCUACUCCGAGUGCCAGAGCAUUUGCUGGGGCUAAACGCAGGGUGAGGAGGAUCGGGGUGACCCCGGGGCUCGACCGAGGUGGCCCGGGGGCCGCGGGCUUGGCCGGGACGCUCGGGGAUGGGGCGGGGCGCCCUGUGACUCCGAAGGCCCCGCCCGCCCCGCCACGCGCUCCCUGGCCGAGCGCGCUGACUGCCGCGCGGUUUUUCGGUGCCCUGCGCUCGGCCUGCGCGGACCCCGCUGCGCACCCGGCUCUCUCCGCGCCCCAGACCCGGUUCUUAGGAAGUGGAUUGUUUUGAAAAUAAAGUACAUCGUGAAGACCUCUAAGGGACUCGCUCUUGUCAUCUCAAGUCUCUGAAGGCAGAGCUGACAGUUUUCCUGGGAAGUUCACCCUCCCGGAGUGAAACCUUGACUCUCAGGAUGAUCCUGUCUAACGCCACGGCCGUGACACCUGUGCUGACCACGUUAUGGCAGGGGACGCUUCAACAGGGCAGCAACACGUCUGGGCUGGCCCGCAGGUUCCCAGGCCAUGAGGACGGCAAGCUGGCAGCCCUCUACAUCCUCAUGGUCCUCGGCUUUUUCGGCUUCUUCACCCUGGGCAUCAUGCUGAGUUACAUCCGCUCCAAGAAACUGGAGCACUCCCAUGACCCAUACAACGUGUACAUUGAGUCCGACACUUGGCAGGAGCAGGACAAGGCAUACUUUCAGGCCCGGAUUCUGGAGAGCUGCAGGGCGUGUUACGUCAUUGAGAACCAGCUGGCUGUGGAGCGACCCAGUGCAUACCUUCCCGAGAUGAAGCGGUCGUCCUGACCCCAGGACCAGUCAAAACUGGACAGAGCCUCCCUGAUGAGCUGAUUUUUCUAAUCACAUGUUCUUUUUUCUUUAUUGUAUGAGUAUAAUUGGGGUUUUUGUCUAUCAUAAGGGGUGAAAGAGGGAUUUAAUAUCACUAUAUUUCUAAAAUCACAUUCCUUCUAUAAUAGAUUGUCAGUCGUUCCCCA
This is a messenger RNA of Bubalus bubalis (water buffalo), 1106 nucleotides long. It is a transcript of the gene KCNE1, whose product is annotated as potassium voltage-gated channel subfamily E regulatory subunit 1. The record is from RefSeq and is a predicted model, not a curated record. Gene Ontology annotation, biological process: potassium ion export across plasma membrane; ventricular cardiac muscle cell action potential; regulation of ventricular cardiac muscle cell membrane repolarization. Gene Ontology annotation, molecular function: potassium channel regulator activity; voltage-gated potassium channel activity involved in ventricular cardiac muscle cell action potential repolarization; delayed rectifier potassium channel activity. The transcript has 3 exons. NCBI's taxonomy places the organism in Eukaryota, Metazoa, Chordata, Mammalia, Artiodactyla, Bovidae. Gene Ontology annotation, cellular component: membrane. Bases 529 to 918 code for a protein of 129 amino acids.